AUGGGACAUAAGGAGCAUGGAGGGACUUGGCACAUGGAAGCAGCUCAACUGGAUACGCAAAGGAAGAAGGGAGAAGCCAUCUUGAAGACCAGCUCGACCGUCUACUCGACCAACCGGUCGAGUUCCUCAACUCGACCGGCCAAGCUUCAACUCGAUCGAGCUGGAAGUCAAAGUCAAACCCGAAAAAUGUGUAUGCGAACUCGAUCGAGUCGGUCAACUGAAGACUUGGUCGAGCUAGACAUUACAACGGGUAGAAAGAGGGUUCAGAGGUCACAGAGGGUACAAGAGGAACCUGAGGUGCUUGUUGCUGAUACAAUGGAUGUACCAGAGGGGAAUGGAAACCCUUUGGGCAUGGACUCGGUCGAGCUAGGCAAACUCGACCGAUUGGUCAAGGAGAUGCUCCAAACCGCCACCAACAGAGACAAGGGAUUGUUCCACCACCAGUGCAGAACCACAACUUUGAGAUCAAGCUGGGAAUGA
Messenger RNA from Microthlaspi erraticum, 480 nucleotides. Lineage: Eukaryota; Viridiplantae; Streptophyta; Magnoliopsida; Brassicales; Brassicaceae. The record is from the annotation of a GenBank genome assembly.